CAACCAACCAACCAACCAUCCCAUCUUCGAGUUUGAACGACACCCAUUUUGGCAUUUCUUGUCUCGUACAAGAAAGAAGCAGCCAUCAUGUUCGCCGUCAAAGGCCUCAAAGUCUCCACCGACAAGCUCAAAGUCGAGACCGAGCAUGGCUCCGUCCUGGCGACCCAGCCCCCCCGUACCGUCGCCGCUGGCGAAGAAGGCGCUUCCGCUCCCAAGCCCAAGAACAAGAAGCGCAAGAGAGCCGGUCGGUCCAACAACACAGAUGUGAACCUCGACAAUGUCGCCGACCUCUGGGAGAAGGUAAUCGAGGGCGGCGACGCCAAGGCCAAGAAGGCCAAAGAAGAUGCGAAGAAGGAAGCCCACAAGGCCAAGAAGCAGAAGACUGAAGAGGGUACUACCGCUGAGGCUACCACCACCACCGCUGCUCCUCAGCCAGCCACGGACAAGAAGAACAACAACAAGAAGAACAAGAACAAGUCCAAGCAAGAGUCCAAGCCCGCCGCCGCCGCCGCUGAAAAGAAGCAAGAUGCCACCACCACCACCACCACCACCACCACCACCACCGAAUCGAAACCCUCUGCUCCCGCCCCCGCCCCCGCCCCUGCGCCCGCAGCACCCAAACUCACGCCCCUCCAAGCCGCCAUGCGCGAAAAGCUCAUCAGCGCCCGCUUCCGCCACCUCAACGAAACCCUCUACACCCGUCCCUCGCGCGACGCCUUCUCCCUCUUCUCCGACUCUCCCGAGAUGUUCACCGAGUACCACGAAGGUUUCCGUCGCCAAGUCGACGUAUGGCCCGAAAACCCUGUGGACGGGUACAUCUCCGCCAUCAAGACGCGCGGAAAGCUGCGCAACGCUCCUCGCUCUCGUCCUGGUGGCGCUGACGGCAGCACGUCCUCCGACGGGACCAAGUACCCCCUGCCGCGCGACCGGAACGGACUGUGCACCAUUGCCGAUCUGGGCUGUGGCGACGCGAAGCUUGCGCAGGCGUUGGUCCCCUUGAAACGCAAAUUGGGCAUCGAAGUGAAGAGCUACGAUUUGCAGGAUGGCGGGAAACCCGAACUCAUCACAAGGGCGGAUAUCGCCAACCUGCCGCUGAAAGACGGCAGUGUGGACGUGGUCAUCUUUUGCUUGGCGCUCAUGGGCACGAACUGGAUUGAUUUCGUCGAGGAGGCGUACCGGGUGUUAAGGUGGAAGGGCGAGCUGUGGGUGGCCGAGAUCAAGUCGCGGUUUGUGGACCCGACACGUAAAAAGGGCGGCGGGCCCGGUAACGUGGUCAGCCACAGCGUGGGCAACCGCAGAAAGGCCGGUGCUGCUACCGCCGCUGGACCUGGACCUGCUCUUGGAAAGAAGGACAAGGCCAAGAUGAAGGAGGAGGAAGAGGCCGAGGAGGAGCAGCAGUUGGCUGUCCACGUGGAUGGUGUGGAGCUCCGGCAGCAGGAGACGGAUGUCUCUGCUUUUGUGGAGGCGCUGCGGAAGAGAGGAUUCCUCCUGCAGAGGGAGUAUGGCCAGAAGGCGGUGGACAUGGAUAACAAAAUGUUUGUCAAGAUGCACUUUGUCAAGGCGAUGCCGGCCAUCAAGGGCAAGUGUGCGGACCUGAAGAAGGAGGCGCUCAAGACGACGCAGACGGAUGCCAAGGGGCGGCCUAUCAAGACGCCCAAGUUCAUCGAUGCCGACGAGGAGGCGUCCUUCAACGAGAACGCUCUUCUGAAGCCGUGUGUGUACAAGAUCAGGUAGACGAACGGAUGUGUGUGUGUGAUUCAGUACGAAUAGUCAGUUAAUGGAAAGGCUUAUGAACUACUUCCUCUUUGAACACACACUUCAUCUUGACAUUGAUAUGUAAGCUUG
Messenger RNA from Neurospora crassa OR74A, 1845 nucleotides. RefSeq names its product rRNA processing protein Rrp8. Gene Ontology annotation, biological process: ribosomal large subunit biogenesis; rRNA methylation. The transcript has a single exon. Bases 88 to 1734 code for a protein of 548 amino acids. NCBI's taxonomy places the organism in Eukaryota, Fungi, Ascomycota, Sordariomycetes, Sordariales, Sordariaceae. Gene Ontology annotation, molecular function: rRNA (adenine) methyltransferase activity. Gene Ontology annotation, cellular component: nucleolus. The record is from RefSeq and is a predicted model, not a curated record.